AUGGCGGCGUUCAUGAGGGUUGUUGAUGAGCAAGUGCGACGGGAUUUGAGGCGGCAGCGCAUUUUUAGGGACAGACAGAAUCCCCUUGACGCCUACGACGACCUUGAAAUCAUUCAGCGAUAUCGGUUAGACAGGCAAUCCAUCAUCUCGAUCAUCGAUUUGAUUAAAGACCGCUUAGAGAGGCCCACCCAGCGAUCGGUCAGCCUACCUGUAUCUCUACAAGUCUUUGCAACUUUGCGCUUCCUUGGUUCUGGCACCCAGCAGAGACUGAUUGGGGACACGCUAGGAAUUUCGAAUUCUUCAGUGCGAUGUAAAAUUUUGUUCAGGUCCAUCGAAGAUGUAACAAAUGUCUUGAGUGCAUCACUGCAAAACAUCAACUUUCCAACCAGUGACAUUGACGUUACCAGGACGAAGGUGGGUUUCCACUCCAUUGCUGGAUUUCCCAAUGUGCUAGGAGCCAUUGACGGUACCCACAUUGCAAUAACUGCACCUUCUACCGACGAACACCUUUACAUAUGUCGGAAGGGCUAUCAUUCAAUCAAUGUCCAGGCAAUAGUUGAUGCUGACAUGAAAUUUCUGAGCAUUGUCAGUAAAUGGCCAGGUUCCACACAUGAUGCUUUUGUCUGGGCCAAUUCCUCCAUAGCCCGACGUUUCGAGAGUGGUCAGGUUGAUGGGUGGCUUCUGGGCGAUUCCGGUUAUCCUCUUCGACCGUGGCUUUUAACACCAGUCAAUCGUCAAAGUUGCCGGGGAGAAGAUCGAUAUAACCGGUCACACAGGAGAUCAAGGGUUGUCGUGGAGCAAGCCUUUGGCGUUUUAAAAUCCCGCUUCAGAUGUCUGCAUAAAACAGGAGGGGUUUUGGAUUAUCAACCUACAAAGUGUUGCAAGAUUAUCUUUGUCUGUUGCCAGCUACACAAUAUCUGUAUCGACAAGCAUCUUCCAGUUAGUGAUAUUCCAGAAGAACUGCCCGAAGACGAAAAUGAUGUUGUGUACCAGGGUCCGGUCAAUGACGGUAAAUCAACCAGAGACCAACUAAUCAGGCAACGGUUCUCUUAG
Magallana angulata is the source of this 1053-nucleotide messenger RNA. RefSeq names its product putative nuclease HARBI1. The coding region runs from base 1 to 1053 and encodes 350 amino acids. Lineage: Eukaryota; Metazoa; Mollusca; Bivalvia; Ostreida; Ostreidae. The transcript has 4 exons. The record is from RefSeq and is a predicted model, not a curated record.